AUGGCCGACGCGGACGCGGGCGCGGACGCGGCCGCAGCAGCCGAGGCCGUCCGCGAGGUGGCCACGGAGAUCCUGCUCAUCGACCACGACGGCCAAAUGGACGCGGCGCUCGCCCGCGCCCGCGCCCUCAUGCUCGCGAACCAGGGCUCGGCGGUCGCGCACCGCCUCCUGGGCGAGCUCCACUACUCCGCCGCCGUGCGCGCAGCCUGCGGCGAGGGCACCCCGGGGGAACGCAAGGCCGCGGCGGCGCCGCACCUCCGCGUCGCCCGCGACGCGCUCGCCGAGGCGCGCCGCCUCGCCCCGGACUGCGUCGACGUCGCCGCCGCGCUCGGCGACGCGCUCGCGGCGUCCCGGAUGUACGCCGAGGCCGAGGCCGAGUUCCGCCGCGCGCAGACCAUCCGCCGCCCCUCCGACCCAGCCCUCCACAACGCCGCCUACGGCAUGUACGAGGGCUACGAGCACGAGCGCGACCCGGCCUUCGCGGGCGAGAGGGUCAGGGAGGCCAGGGGGCGCGCUCGCGCCUCCUACGCGCGCAUGACGGUCGAGGAGCUCCUCCCCAUCGCCGUCCGGAAGGUGCUCGACGCCGGCAGGCAGCUCGGCGCGGCGGAGGGCCGCAAGCGCGCCAAGCUCGUCGCCGAGACCUUCCCCAACCUGGCGCGCGCGCAGCACCUCCAGGCGUACAUGGACCUGGAGUUCGUGCGCAGCCUCGACGCCGCCAUCGACAAGCGCCCGUUCCUGCGCCGCACCCUGGCCAUGGCUGAGCGCGCGGCGCGGGCGUUCCCCAGAUCGCCGGUGAUCGCCUCCUUCCACGCGAGGCUCCUCUUCGUCCUGGGCGAGUACGACGCCGCGGAGCGCGAGUGCCGCCGCGCGCUCGACAUGAAGGAGCCCGAUGACCCGCAGAUGGACUGCAUCCCGGCCUGGUCCAUCGGCGGGGAGAACCGCGGGGCGAGGCUGGUCUCGCUGGCCUGCGAGUUCCACGAGCUGCUGAACAAGAUCCUGGUGGCGGCCAGCGAUUACUGGGACUCCAUGAGCGGUGAGAGCCAGCGCGACGGCUUCCUCCGGUUGAGGUUCGAUGUGCUGCAGGACGAGUACAGGAAGGUUGAUCGGUCGUGUGCGUUCGCCAUGUCCGACGUGCGGAGCUUUGUCGAGGAACACAAGGCUUGGAGGUUCUGGGAUUGCCCCAUUUGUGAUCGCAAGAAGUUUGUGGAAUCUGGUCUGCUGCUGUCACACAUGUGCAACAAGCACCCAAGGGCAGUCCUGCCACGGCUGCAAUCUCUUUUGGAUCGAACAACACUCGGUGACGAAGCACUAGAGAGUGAUGAUUCUCUGGAUGGGGUGACUUUCUGUGAAGAUUCAGCCGAGCAAGACAUGAUCUGCUUCAGCAAGAGCAGUGAUGUAUUCAAAUGGUUGUUCUACGCACCUUCAAGUGGAGUAGGAGCAAAGCCAUUUCCUGAAUUACUAGAACAGAAGCGUGAGAAAGGAUGUAUGCUUCUUGAGAGCAUUAAGGACAAAUUGAAGACUCUGCCUGCAGAUAAAUCUAGUACUGAGUUUUCAGAGGCUCUUCCUAGGAUCCGAGAGUUGUGGAACGAAUUUCUCAAAGCUUCUGUGUUGGAUUAUCGAGGAGCCAUUCUGACACUUGCAAGAUCAUUCCUAUGGAGAGAAUUAAAGAAAUGCAUGACUGAAGAUCCAGAAUUAGCUGCUAAGAAGAUUAGUGCUACUGAUAUUGAUGCCGUAUUCACUAAAGAAGUUGAGCCAUCCCGUGCAGAGGAGGAUCGCGAAACAGGGGACAAUAAACAGCCUUCCCAAGCAGAUGGGGCUCUAAUGGUCAGUGGAGAUUAUGAAGAAAGUGAUGUUGAUGUUAAAGAUGAGAGUUAUGAGAAGCCGGAAAACAAUAUGGAAUCAUCAGAUCCGGCAAUUAGUGUGGCAGAAGGCAAUAAUGACCUAUAUGCAAAAUUGGAUAUAUUGGACAUUGAUGCAAAGAUCAGUGAGAAUAAUCAAGAAAGUGAGGUUCAGGUUGAAGGUGAGAGUUCUGUCGCCAUGGUGACCAACACAGAAUUGUCAGAUCCAGCAACCAACAUGGCGGAAAGCAGGAAUGACCUUGACGCGAAAUCCAAUUUCUGA
Setaria italica (foxtail millet) is the source of this 2121-nucleotide messenger RNA. RefSeq lists its product as uncharacterized. Gene Ontology annotation, molecular function: protein binding. Lineage: Eukaryota; Viridiplantae; Streptophyta; Magnoliopsida; Poales; Poaceae. The record is from RefSeq and is a predicted model, not a curated record. Bases 1 to 2121 code for a protein of 706 amino acids. The transcript has 6 exons.